AUGGAAAAACUUCCAGAUGAACUGCUUGAUAUUAUUGCCGACUGCCUGCCACCGGAGGCUCUCGCUCCUUAUGCGACGCUGUCGAGCCGAUGGCAGUCAACAAUCGAACGACGCACAUUCUAUCGUCUUCAGAUCAGCAGUGCCGAUGAAGAUAUGGACUGCUUUACACUUUCCAUUACACCCUCUCGAAUCAGGUACCUCAAGCAAUUGUACUUGACCAUUCUAGUUCCGUUUCACGAAACGCGCAUCAUAUCGGCGGAAGGGCAGGAGGCGCGCUUCAGUGCCGCCUUUACCGACGCGUUGCGAAAACUGUUCCAGGCUUUGGCUGGGACUGAAUCAAGUAUUCAAAAUGCAAGCACGUCUCAAGGUAUAGAAAGUUGGAUCCAUUUCUUUAUAAGCGAAGUCAAAUCGCCCGUGGAUAUCUGGGACGAGCUCAAUGGGUAUCUAACGCGUCGUAUUCAACUGGUCGAGUAUGAGUCUUUGCCAUUUGUCCAAUGUGUAUCCCGCUUGGGAAUUUAUGAUCCUCAACGAAAGUUCGCACUUCGAACGGCCAUUGAGCUCUCUACAAGACUUCCAAACCUUUGUGGCAUGGAGCUGGAAAAGACCAUCCAGGAUAAAAUGUUUAUAUUCGCCUCUAACUUUCGACUGCUUUGGGACUCCCGUAAAGAUCUUGCAGAAGCCUUUGCAAAAGCAGACAACCUCUCAGGAAGCCAUUUACGUCACUUCACUGUGCUCACCGACGAGCUCGAGCCAAGGGAUGGCUUGUUCAAGCCCGUUUCUGACUUUCGCAACUACUAUGCAAUUACGCUGGAACCGUCAUACGACCCCCUCGGUGUUGCAAUUCGCACUUUAUCCCAGAAUCUCACCUAUCUCAAUCUGAGCGGAACCUUUGAUGUCUCUUUAUUUUGGCCUACGCAAGCUGAAAUCGACGGGACCAUCACAAGAACAUCAUCAAUCUCCCUGCAAUGGCCUUGUUUAAAGCACAUGAUUAUCAAGCUUGGACUCUGCACUCCGAACGGAGAGUGGUACUUCAAAGCAAAACCCCGCGUAGGGCACCGGAGGAGCACCAGGCUGCGGCCGAUGAACGUCCCUGUUGAUGACGAGCUUCAACAUGUAUUUGCCUCGUGGUCAAAGGCACUAUCCCACAUGCCUGUUCUUAGAUCAGCCACGAUAUGGUUCCAUUUGGAAAUGACGCCACAAAAGCCAUCUGAAGAGCGCUACUUUGACAAGUGGGUAGUCGGCUUCCAUGCUCCUGGCGAAAUUCCCGACCCAACAAUCUUCACUUCUCACAACGCAAAGGUUACCAUGGAAGAGUUAUAUAACUCAAGGUUGGUGUUCGAGCGAACGGAUGGCUGGAGACCAACGACAAACACCAUGGAAAGGCUGCAAAAGAUGGCGAAAGAUAGGUUUGCACAAACAAACUUGGUGGAAAUUGAUGUGAAUAUACUGGGUAAUGUCACUCGCAAAUGA
This is a messenger RNA of Pestalotiopsis fici W106-1, 1470 nucleotides long. RefSeq lists its product as uncharacterized. The record is from RefSeq and is a predicted model, not a curated record. The transcript has a single exon. Gene Ontology annotation, molecular function: protein binding. The coding region runs from base 1 to 1470 and encodes 489 amino acids. NCBI's taxonomy places the organism in Eukaryota, Fungi, Ascomycota, Sordariomycetes, Amphisphaeriales, Sporocadaceae.